CACUUCAAACAGGCUUCUUGCUGCACUCAUUAUAAUUUCCAGCCGCCACCAAUUAAUAAAGAGGAUGCGGAUGUACUCCGUAGGUAGGUAUGUCAACACGUCUAACGAAAUAAUUUCGAUAUUUAAAAGGUCAAAAAAAGCAAGAAAGUGGUAGUUGGCAUUUUUACACAUUUAUAUGAAGAUAUGGAUGUAAAGAAUUGAUUCCCUACUUCCGAAUUUCUUUUUUUCGAACAUUCCCCAUCUCCAUUAUCGACACAGGCAAUCUGCAUCAUCUUUGUUCUCGACCCUCACUCGCCUCACAAGGAUACCUGAGCAGUAUCAAGAUCUUUUUUUUGGCAUCGGAUCCACAGCUUUCCGUCCAAGUUCUACUUAGUCCAUAAAUCGAUAUCCCACUUCAAUAUUAAUCAAAAUUUACCAUCAUUGUGGGUUUCUACCGUGACAUUGCUUCGAUCUUCAUCUGCAUCACAUCUGCCAUUGUAUCCCAACUUCAAAUAUCUUCUCGUUGGCCAAUGUUAUUGGGAAUACGGAGAUACGACGAGAAAAUCUUCUGCGAAGAUUCGCAGCAUACCCAAUCGUGGCGGCAUACAACCAGCCUUAUCUUGCGCCAGGAUUCGAUCUGGAAUAUCAAUACCUUCAAUCGAACCCCUCACCAGUAUAUUCGGGAUCUACCAGUACCACAUCGGACUUGACUAUCAUUGGCGAUCAACGAUACGCUUCCCCAGCUUAUCCUAUCCGCGACAACAGUCCUAGACCUACAAAACGUCAAAAGAUUAAUGGAAAGCCCAAGCAGAUUAAAGUUCGAGCAAAGAUAGAUAAUCAGAUGCCAGGAAAUGAUGCGUCUUCCGCAACUGCUGCGGAGGCUUCAACGACCGCUGCAAAUAAACCAAAACGAGUACGGACGGGAUGUUUGACAUGCAGAGAAAGACAUUUGAAAUGCGAUGAGGGUUUACCAAAUUGUCUGAAUUGCCGGAAAUCUAGUCGGGAAUGCAAAAGAGGGGUGCGACUAAAUUUUAUCGAUACCCAGAUCAAAUCACCACCAAUGAUCCCUCCUACAGCAGACUGGUCAGUUCAAUUUCAAGAUGAGUCCCGCGAAAUUGCUUCAGAAUACAAGGGCGGCUUAAGUCGAUAUGCUCACAUCGAACAAACAAUUACCCCUCCUCGAGAUCCGCCCACCGAAUAUCCUAUGCGACCUGUGGUUGUUGAUCCUAUGAUGCAAGGGAAUGCCCUUCCGCCAAUACAGACUGCUGGUACUUUCAUGGAUAAUAAUCUUGGGGCUAAGCAAGAGGUGGCACAUUCUUCACAUUCUAGGCACACAAGUAGGCAUUUAUCUCACGCUGGCAGUGAGAGUUCUAGUUAUUUGACCGCGCCGACUGCAUACACUGCUUCGGAACAAAUCAUCACGCCACCUAACGAAAGUCGGGAUUAUCUUACUACUCCCGAAGAAGUUCUAUAUAUGCAAGUUUUCGUCGAGGAAGUUGGAUUAUGGAUGGAUAGUAUGGACCCGAUGAAACACUUCUCUAGGUUAUUACCGUUCCAUUCUCUAGGAGAACCCAUGCUUCUCAAUGCUUUCCUAGCAUGUGGAGCUCGACAUUUGACUCUUGUCAAUCCUGUUUACCAGGAGGACAAAGCAUUAUAUUAUUAUGACACAGCCACUACUCAAUUGUUGCGAUCGUUACAAAAUCCCGAUCGAGAUACUGUCAUCUGUGCAACUACAGCUGUCAUUCUUAACGUUUAUGAGAUCAUGUCCGAAAGAGCGAUGCAACGUAUGAACCAUAUUGCCGGAGCACGAGCUUUGAUUAAGGAAUGUGGAUGGAAUGCACGAAGUACUGGUGUAGGGGCCGCAUGCUUUUGGCUUAAUGUUGGUAUGGAAUUGCUCAGUUGUUUGCAUUUUAAUUGGCAGGUAGCUUGGGACCCGGAUCAAUGGGGAGUUGAUAUGGAUUUUUCACGAGAGUUGGAAGCUGGACGAGAGGAAGUCUGGGUUCAUCGGAUGCUGUACAUCAUUGGUAAAAUCGCAAACUUCCGGGCAUCAAUUCCACGAUUUCAGGAGGCUUCACCACACGACGAACAAAUUCGAAUGCAAUCUAGGCUUCUCAAACGUGCCACAAUCGUUGGUAGAUUGUUCUACCACACAGCGAUGUGCCUUCUCCCUCAAAUUAAUCCGUUGUUGAGUCCAGAAAAUGCGGAAAUGCACGAUAUGCAGCAAGACCAUUCUCGUUCCAUAUGUGGCAUUGUAGCACACGUCAAGGACAGGGGAGUUGCUAGUGUCGCGCUUCGUUCUUUAGCUAUCGCUGCCGAAUGUUUAGUCGUUCGUCGCGAACAAGAAGAAGUACUCACCAUAUUCGAAAAAAUUCGAAAAGAGACGGGUUGGAGAGUUGGGUUCUUACACAAAGAACUCAAAACGAAGUGGGGUUGGCCAGAUGAAACAGCACAACAGCAACAGAUGAUGCCACAAGCGAAUUCCUUGUCACAGUUUUUCCCUUCUAAUACGCCAACACCAUCGUCAAAUUUACCACCUGCACCACCAAGACCGUCUAUUCCAAGCGGUAUCUUGAAUCCUCUUCUGAAAACUGCGGACUUCUCCUUACCGAAUCAUCCAUAUCAACAACAUUAUCAACCACCAAACACAACAAAUCAAUUUACUCAUACAUAUCUAUAAUUGAUAUGUCAUAUUACAAACCAGCAUCGAGAUUUUCAUUGUUCAUCACUUCUUCGACGACGCUAUGGGAGACGCAAAUCAAAACGAUACCUGAGAGGAAAAUUCAGGGAUGGACGUCAUUUUGCAUACGGAAUCAGGGGGACAAAAUUUCAAUUUAGCGUUAUGAACUGGGACAUUGGAGUCAAAUUGGCGUUUGGGGAAUAAACAAUCGGCGCCGGAUUGGUGGGCACUCCUAGGUAUUCUUGAACAUAAAACCUUGGAGUUUGAGGGAAUGGAGGACUUGAUUCUUUCAGCGUUGUUCUUAGAUAGUGUAGUACGAUAGAGUGAGUGGCAUUGGACGACAGUGUAUAUACAAUAUACAUGAAUUGUAUUAUCUCUGAAUGUUAAAGAAUGUCCCUA
Molecule: messenger RNA, 3055 nt
Organism: Botrytis sinoallii
Lineage: Eukaryota; Fungi; Ascomycota; Leotiomycetes; Helotiales; Sclerotiniaceae
Exons: 3
Coding region: 821-2656 (611 amino acids)
Biological process (GO): positive regulation of transcription by RNA polymerase II
Cellular component (GO): nucleus
Molecular function (GO): transcription cis-regulatory region binding; DNA-binding transcription factor activity, RNA polymerase II-specific; zinc ion binding
Source: RefSeq, a predicted model, not a curated record